Molecule: messenger RNA, 1176 nt
Organism: Mytilus trossulus (common blue mussel)
Lineage: Eukaryota; Metazoa; Mollusca; Bivalvia; Mytilida; Mytilidae
Exons: 1
Coding region: 1-1176 (391 amino acids)
Source: RefSeq, a predicted model, not a curated record
AUGGGACGAAUGGACGUGUCCUCGGCAUUUAGAUUGAUACCAUUACAUCCCGAUGAUUUUGAUUUAUUUGGUUUUAAAUUUGAUGAUAAUUACUUUUUCCAAAAAGCAUUGCCAAUGGGGUUAGCGGCUGCUUGUAAUUUGUUUGAAAAGUUUGCCACUUUUGUUGAAUGGUUGGUUAGGUUGAGAUCGGGACAAGAAUCUGUGGAGCAUUAUCUGGAUGAUUUUUUCUUUGUCGGGAAAGUAGAUUCAAACAAUUGUUUAAUACUUAUGAAUUCUUUUUAUGAUGUUUGUACCGAAAUGGGCAUUCCUCUAGCGGAAGAAAAAACUACUGGUCCAUCCAGUAAAAUAACUUUUCUGGAUUUAGAAAUUGACACUAUAAACAUGGUUAUAAGAAUUCCGCUUGAUAAGUUGAGAGAAACAAAGAAAAAAUUGUCCUUCAUUUUAAAAAGUAAAAAGGUUACGCUAAAAGCGUUACAAUCACUAGUUGGUUUAUUGAAUUUCUGCGCAAGAGCAAUUCCUGCAGUGAGAGCUUUCAAUAGACGCUUUUGUGACGCAAUGUGUGGAGUAGUUAAACCAGAACAUUUUAUUCGAGUUUCUGUUAGCAUGAAAGAGGAUAUACAUAUGUGGUUAACAUUUUUAGAUUUAUUUAAUGGAAGUUGUAAAUUUGGUAAAAAUAUCUGGCUGACAAAUGAACAGUUAAAUUUGUACACUGAUAGUACAGGAAAUUCCAAACUUGGAUGUGGAGUAUAUUUUUCCGGAAAAUGGGCAUACUUUGAUUGGCCCGUUAAAUGGCAUGAAACAGAAAUAAUGAAAGAUAUGACAUUUUUAGAACUUGUACCAAUACUAUUGGCCAUAUAUCUUUUUACGUUCGAAUUGAGAGACAAACAAAUUAUGUUUCACACAGAUAACUGUUAUUUGGUUGCUAUUUUGAAUAAAAAAUCAUCAAAAUCGAAACGAGUUAUGCAGUUGGUUCGACCGCUCGUAUUGCAAACAAUGGUGUAUAAUAUGCAAUUUAAAGCAUGCUUUAUCGAAGGACGUCUCAACUGCAUAGCAGAUGCAAUUUCUCGUAAACAGUGGGAAAGAUUCAGAAGCAUAGAUCCAGCGGCAGAUCCAUUACCAACACCAAUACCACGAGAUUUUCUGAGGCUGAUAUCGAUGUUGAAAUUAACAAACUAG